This is a messenger RNA of Manduca sexta (tobacco hornworm), 1104 nucleotides long. It is a transcript of the gene hibadh, whose product is annotated as NAD-dependent L-serine dehydrogenase. The record is from RefSeq and is a predicted model, not a curated record. Gene Ontology annotation, cellular component: mitochondrion. Bases 79 to 1050 code for a protein of 323 amino acids. Lineage: Eukaryota; Metazoa; Arthropoda; Insecta; Lepidoptera; Sphingidae. Gene Ontology annotation, molecular function: 3-hydroxyisobutyrate dehydrogenase activity; NAD binding; NADP binding. The transcript has 6 exons. Gene Ontology annotation, biological process: L-valine catabolic process.
ACAUUUGAAUAAAAACAAGUGGGCUCAGUUGUGUUGCGCUAGCGCCGGUAAACGCACGCGUCUAAAUACAGAACCAAGAUGGCCGCGCGUAGCGUACUGACCACCCAGUGUAUAUUCACCAUCUCGCGCCGGGCUUACAGCUCGGGAGCUGACAAAAAUGUCGGGUUCCUCGGACUCGGGAACAUGGGUGGCUUCAUGGCCGCCAACCUGGUCAAAAAGGGCUACAAUGUUCGUGGCUUCGACCCCUCAAAAGACGCACUGAACGCAGCAGCCAAGAACGGCAUCGCUCCUGUCAACUCCCUCGCCGCCGCCGUCGAAGGCGCCGACGUAGUCUUUUCCAUCCUCCCCAGCAACAAGGCUGUCCUCGACGCGUACCUUGAGAAGGAUGGCGUUGUUGCCCUUGCAAAGAAAGGAUCUCUCCUCAUCGACUCCAGCACAGUCAGCCCCGAGGUAUCCAGGAAAGUUGGCGAGGCCGCUGAAGAGAAAGGAUUACAUUUCUCAGAUGCUCCCGUUUCUGGAGGCACCAUGGGCGCCCAAAACGCGACUCUCGCCUUCAUGGCCGGAGGUCGCAAAGAGGACUUUGAUAGAGCCCUCGCCCUCCUCCAGGCUAUGGGCGCCAAGCACUUCUACUGUGGCGCGACCGGUGCUGGCCAGGUUGCCAAGCUGACCAACAACCUUCUCAUGGGCAUCACUGGCAUGGCCACCGCUGAGUGCAUGAACAUGGGUAUCAAAAUGGGUCUGGAACCUAAAGUAUUGCUCGACGUGCUGAACAACUCCUCAGCGAGAUCGUGGUCCACCGAGGUGUACUGCCCCGUGCCCGGCCUGGUGCCCACCGCUCCUUCCAGCAGAAACUACGACGGUGGCUUCAAAAACGACCUCAUGGUUAAGGACUUGGAGCUGGCCAGCGGCAUGGCCCUCAGCAUCAGAUCCCCAGUUCCCCUCGGCGCGGUGGCGACGCAGCUGUACCGUAUCGUCCAGUCCCGAGGCUACGGCCAGAAGGACUUCUCAUUCGUAUUCCAGCUCCUCAAGGAAGAGUCGGACAAGAAGUAAUUUAAGGCAUUUGUACUUGUUUUGUUAAUAAAUAUGGAGUUUUAUGUUUAGUUA